This is a messenger RNA of Nerophis lumbriciformis (worm pipefish), 1182 nucleotides long. NCBI's taxonomy places the organism in Eukaryota, Metazoa, Chordata, Actinopteri, Syngnathiformes, Syngnathidae. The record is from RefSeq and is a predicted model, not a curated record.
AUGGGCAGGAAGAAGAUUCAGAUCGCUCGCAUUGUGGAUGAGCGCAACAGACACGUGACCUUCACCAAGCGCAAGUUCGGCCUGAUGAAGAAGGCGUACGAGUUGAGUGUUCUCUGCGACUGUGAGAUCGCGCUCAUCAUCUUCAACGGCGGAAACAAACUCUUCCAGUAUGCCAGCACUGACAUGGACAAGGUGCUGCUCAAGUACACAGAGUACAACGAACCGCACGAGAGCAGGACCAACGCCGACAUCGUCGACACGUUGCGCAAGAAGGGCCUAAGCGGUAGCGACAUGGAGGCGGACGACUCUGCGGGUCAGAGCCCCGACACGGAUGACAAGUAUCCCAAAAUGGCCGAUGACGUGGACCUGAUGCUCAACAGGCAGCGCCUCUGCGCUCUGCCCACCUACGACCUGGGCGUCGAUGCCUCCCCGCUGCUGUACUCGCACGACGCCGGCGACCGCGGCCUUCUGGCAGUGCAGCAGAGGAUGUCGCCCCGGCGGCCCGCCGACGCGGGCCAGUUGGGGCCCGAGCCGCUGAACGGCGCGUACGGCGAUCGCUGCACCUCCCCCGCCACAGCCUCACCAUCGAGGAGCAUCCGGGACAAAAUUCCACCCGUGAGUGGCGGCAGCGGGCGCGAGCCUGACCUCCGGCCACUUAUGCCGCCCACCAUUGUGAGUGUGAAUAAAAAAACAGCCCGAAUGCGAGUGCUUUUCAAACCGCUAACCCCCGGCUGCGUUUUACUCACUAACGCCCUCUGGUGUGAGGACUUUGAUCUGUUAUCGAACGCUCGGCUCAACCGCUCUCAGUCUGCGCAGACCCUGUCCAGUCCGUCCGGAUUCCCGUCCUCGUUGUCCUCUUACGACGCAGAUUUCUCACUGGGCGGCGAGCUCUCUUCCUUGACGGCGUUCGGCUCCGUCGGCGGCUGGCAGCGGCACGAGCAUGUCCACGACCUGCAGAACCUUCCGCUCAGUCACAUGGGGAACGUGAACGCCACCCUCAACUUCCCACCGGGCCAGCAGAACCUCCGCAUCAAGUCUGAGCCGGCCUCGCCGAUCCGGGAGCGCGGCGCGGCCUCCGCUGUCUGUCCGGGCCGCGCCGGGGACUAUGUCCCGCGCCCGCCGUCCGAAGGCGACGGCCCAUCCAUCAAGCGCGUGCGGCUGACAGAGGGCUGGGCCGCGUGA